Medicago truncatula (barrel medic) is the source of this 1067-nucleotide messenger RNA. RefSeq names its product endo-1,3;1,4-beta-D-glucanase. Lineage: Eukaryota; Viridiplantae; Streptophyta; Magnoliopsida; Fabales; Fabaceae. Bases 36 to 761 code for a protein of 241 amino acids. Gene Ontology annotation, molecular function: hydrolase activity. The record is from RefSeq and is a predicted model, not a curated record. The transcript is spliced from 7 exons.
UCUUGCAUCAAUUCAUCUAUUAUAUCUAAUUAGGCAUGUCAAGUUCUCAUUGUCUUGAAAAUCCACCUAACCUGAACUCAGGUAUCCAUGGAGUUGGAACAGUCCUUGAACUUGGAGGACUUCAAUCCUAUGUCACUGGACCUUCUAAUUCCAAAUUGGCACUCAUCCUAAUUUCUGAUAUCUUUGGGUACGAAGCACCAAUGCUAAGGAUACUUGCUGAUAAAGUAUCAGCAACUGGAUACUUGGUUGUUGUUCCUGAUCUUCUAUAUGGUGACUACGCUGAUAUUGAUAAUCCGCAAUUCGACCGAUUUUCAUGGAGAAAGGCUCAUGGACCGGACAAGGCAUGUGAAGAUACCAAGCCUUUAAUUGCUGCUCUAAGGAGUAAAGGUGUUACAUCAAUAGGAGCUGCAGGUUUUUGUUGGGGAGGGGUGGUGGCUGUUAAAUUAGCAAGCUCUAGUAACAAUAUUCAGGCUGCAGUUAUUCUACAUCCUGGUGUAAUCUCAGAUAAAGAAUUUCAUGAUGUGAAAGUCCCUAUUGCUUUAUUGGGAGCUGAAAUUGAUACUAUUUUCCCACAAGAAAGGUUGAAGAAAACUGAAGAAUUAUUGUCUGCAAAAGCAAAGUUAGAAAGCAUUGUGAAGUUGUACCCUGGUGUUAGUCAUGGAUGGACAUUGAGAUACAGUGUUGAAGAUGAAGUUGCAGUUAAGAAUGCAGAAGAGGCUCAUCAGGACAUGUUGAAUUGGUUUAUCAAGUAUGUCAAGUGAAUGUCAAAAAUGAUACAUGUAAUUGAAAUUAAGUGAGUAAAAAUAUUAUUGUUGUUUACUUGUGGUUAAUAAGAGAAUACAAUGUGAAAAAGUGUUACAUUUAGGUGUACUAUUUGUUUAUAGUAAUUUAUUAGUAAACUUGUCAACUUGGUGAAUUGUUGAUGUUUGUGAAAUUGGCUCAGUGUUUCAAUUAUAAUAUUAAUAAGUUUAGCUUUGUUUUCUUUUAUAAUUUGUUUUGAACCAUCCCACUAUAGGUGGUCCAAACUAUACUUAUCUUUUAAGGUGUCUAUGUUUUAUUUUCAGUUA